Molecule: messenger RNA, 768 nt
Organism: Echinococcus granulosus
Lineage: Eukaryota; Metazoa; Platyhelminthes; Cestoda; Cyclophyllidea; Taeniidae
Exons: 4
Coding region: 1-768 (255 amino acids)
Source: RefSeq, a predicted model, not a curated record
AUGCAUUCCACAUCUGCCCCUGGAUUUGUGGCGCGGUUGGUAGUAAUUGGUGAUGUCUAUUCGACACAAAUGUCUACGCAGGCGCGUGUGUGUGCGUACGACCUGUCAGUCCCACCGCCAGAGAGUGGACUGGCUAUGCACCAAAUGCGAGGGCAGCUACUGCUGCCUCCUGCUUCUAUUAUAACUCAAACCUGUCCCCCGCCUCCCACACUAGCGUUUAUCCACCGGAGCCCUAUCCCCAAUUUUAUUCAAUUCAUCCCCGGUGCUUUAACACUGUGCUACUGUGGCGUGCUGUGCCGCGAUGGGCUGCGUGACCUAGGUAAUGGCCAAUCAAGAGACGGCACCGUGCACCGCAGUGCCACCUACCUUUCACUCCGGCCACCGUGCAGCAUCAGUUACCAGCAAGGGGCUCCGCGUCGUUCGGCCAAAUCAGGUUGCCGCAGCAGUAGUGUCAACACUACCACCACUUCCGACGCGAGCGCGAUGUUUAGGCCGGCGGGACCGCCCGCACUGAAAUCGCCCACUCAGAUUGAAAUGGGCGGGCAGCCGGGGAACCAAUUAAAUCGGGUCAGGGGGCAGGCAGUCGCUGGGGCGAAUUUCUCAGGGGCUAGCAGCUAUCGAUCGGAGGAGGGUGAUUGUCGGUUCCGCCUCCACUUGAAGUAUGUUAAUUAUCUCACCACCCAAGUUUGGAGAGUGGAGACGCGCGAUACCAAGGAGACGGCAAGUAACCGCCUGGUUCAGAAACUGGUCACCCUGCCCUCGCGAUAG